UUGUCCCUUCGACGGUUCAAUACUUCAAUCUGCGAACCAAACUGAAAGAUAUCUCAUACAUUUCACUUCUCAAGACUGUCUGUAGUAUCUAUCACUAAGAGCUGCUGCUACUGCCACUCUUCUUCUCUGUCAAUUUCCACCUAUAUUUGUUCUCCAGAUUUUCCUCUAUCCACCCAAACUGAGUAUUCUAUGUGUCUAUUCUUUGGUUUCUUCUGAUAUUUAGGGGGUAGCUUGAGUUAGGAUGGCUUUCUUUAUUCCGAUGAAUGUUUGUCCAUUUUCCAUUUCCAGCUCUACUAAGAAGACUCAAGACAGUGACGAAUAUACACUACAAUCAAAGAGUUCUGGUAUAUUAUCAUCUAAAGAAGAAGCAACUCGGCGCCAGCUUCUUGUUAGUCCUUUGGUUACACUUAUAGCAUUCAACUGCGGCUUAACGGUGCUACCAGCUUGCGCAAAGGAUGAAGAGUUUCAAGACAAGGAUGAAGGUGUGGCUGGGGCUAUUAAGUCCUUGUUUGAUCCAAAUGAGAAAACAAAGUCAGGAAAAGUUUUACCAAAGGAUUACUUGAAAUCUGCAAGAGAGGUGGUGACGACAUUGCGUGAAUCAGUAAAGGAAGACCCGAACGACAUGUCUAAGUUUAGACGAACAGCUGAUGCAGCAAAGGAAUCCAUCAGGGAAUACCUAGGUGGAUGGAGAGGACAAAAAUCAGUAGUCAAUGAGGAGUCAUAUGUUAUGCUAGAGAAAGCUAUUAGAUCUUUGGCCAGCUUUUAUUCAAAGGCAGGCCCAUCUGCUCCACUUCCAGAAGAGAUAAAGCUAGAGAUCUUAGAUGAUCUGAAUAAAGCAGAAGAAGCAUUGUAACAUGGGGUAUAUUCAAGGUGCACGCAAGCUGACUCGGAUAGGGACAAACACCACUAUUUAAAAAAAUACAUUCUAAAAUGGUUCUUGAUUUACAUAUUAAAAGAGGUUAAUGUGAUAUAGUAUCUUCUGUUGCACGAUUCUCACGAGUGAACACUCCUUUCUUUUUGAGUGAGAUAUGAGGACAUGCUCAACUAAUGUAGUCUAUUUGAUAAAGAUACAUUUUAUUGUAGUAUUUUUGAUUGCAUUUGUUUUUUUUUUCCCUUCUUUCCA
This is a messenger RNA of Nicotiana tabacum (common tobacco), 1123 nucleotides long. Its product is annotated as photosystem II D1 precursor processing protein PSB27-H2, chloroplastic-like. Gene Ontology annotation, biological process: photosystem II assembly; photosystem II repair. The record is from RefSeq and is a predicted model, not a curated record. NCBI's taxonomy places the organism in Eukaryota, Viridiplantae, Streptophyta, Magnoliopsida, Solanales, Solanaceae. Gene Ontology annotation, cellular component: photosystem II; chloroplast thylakoid lumen.